Molecule: messenger RNA, 4410 nt
Organism: Neoarius graeffei (lesser salmon catfish)
Lineage: Eukaryota; Metazoa; Chordata; Actinopteri; Siluriformes; Ariidae
Gene: rapgef1a
Product: Rap guanine nucleotide exchange factor (GEF) 1a
Exons: 23
Coding region: 100-3192 (1030 amino acids)
Biological process (GO): Ras protein signal transduction; positive regulation of GTPase activity
Cellular component (GO): plasma membrane
Molecular function (GO): guanyl-nucleotide exchange factor activity
Source: RefSeq, a predicted model, not a curated record
UGAGACACACACCGAGGAACUCGUCUGCCUUCUGCUAGGAUGCUGGAAUAACACAGAAUCUACACGGUAUCUAACAUCCAGCCCGUAUUUAUCUGGAAGAUGUCUGGGAAACUCGAAAGUAAACAAGACUCCCAGCGCUCCAACCUACAAACCUUCACAAUGAGGCUAAUAGAUAGAUUUCACUCCCCCAAGCCAAAAAGAGUACAUUCAUCAAAGAAAGCAUCAAAACCUUCGAUAGAGCGAAUUGUCAAGCCUCCUGAAAAGCAAGAAACUAAGCAUCUCAGUCGGUUGGAAGAGAAGGAAAAGGAAGUGGUCAGUGCCUUGCGUUACUUCAAGACGAUAAUUGAUAAGAUGGUGGUGGACCGAAAAGUUCUGGAAAUGCUUCCCGGCUCCGCCAGUAAAGUGUUGGAGGCUAUCGUGCCUGUCGUGCAGAUUGAUCCCAAGAUUCUGAAAAGUUCCUCCGUGUCAUCCUGCCUCAGCCGAGUGUAUCAGAGUCUAGCGAACCUCAUCCGCUGGUCUGAUCAGGUGAUGCUAGAGGGAGUGGACCUGGAGGAGAAGGACACCGUUGCAAACGUUACCAGCAUUAUCAAAGCAGUGCUGGAUGGGGUCAAGGAACUGGUGAAGCUGGUCUUGGAGAAACAGCAGCUCCCCUCCCCAACAUCACCCACAGCCAAAAGUGUCCCAUCAAUCAUCAGCCCAGAGAGUGUUCCAGAGCCUCCUGUUAUAGAGACGGAAGACGAGAGCUCGACAAACUCCUCUGCGCUGAGUCGUUCCACCGAGGCCCUAACUGACGCCCCCUCCGCCGAAGAAGUGGCGCCUCCUAAACCCCCACUCCCUGGCCUCAAAGUGCCCGAGCAUUGUCCACCAGCUCUUCCUCCUAAGAAACGCCAGUCAGCCCCGUCUCCUACCCGAGUCGCCGUUGUUGCUCCGAUGAGCCGUGCCACGAGCGGCUCAAGUCUUCCUAUCGGCAUCUACAGACAGGAUUAUGAUGCCGACGGUUUACAGCGGCGUUUUUCUGGUGGCAGUCACUCAUAUGGUGGCGAGUCGCCGCGCAGCUCUCCCUGCGGCAGCAUGGGUAAACUGAGCAAAUCGGACGAACAGCUGUCUUCUCUCGAGCAGGACAGCGGGCAGUGCUCUCGCAACACGAGCUGCGAGACGCUAGAUACGGCAGAGAGCUACGACCCAGACUAUGACUUCCUCAGAGAGGACUUGUCCAGCAUCGAUCAGAUGUCCCUGCCUGCUGGAAGCUGUCUCAGCCCCCUUCCUGAAUCCCAUCGCGAGCCUUCCUCCUCUGCGUUUCCGGGUCAGAUUCCCUACGGUUCUCCCUCUCUCCAUCACACUCUCGCUCCUCCUCAGAAUGCCCUCAUCACCCCUCCUGCUCUGCCGGAAAAGAAGCGGCGUAGCGGCAACCCUCAGACACCCUUCGACGGCCUGGCGUCCCGAACGCCCUUUGAGCGCUUGCACUCGCACUACGACAACGUCACAGACGAGGAAAUGCCCGUGCCGCCGUUCCCUCUGUUCCCUCUCUUCCCUUCCGUGGUCGGAUAUGGGGCGGAGUUUGUCGUCUCCGAGAAUGCUUCCGUGCCUCAGUCUCCUCCCCCUCUACCUGAAAAGAAGAGCAGACACAUCCUGAAGUACAUGCAGUUCGUGGAGGAUUAUUCGGAACCGCAGCCAUCCGUGUUCUACCAGACGCCGCAGAGCGAGAGCAUCUACGAGCAGCGCAACAGGCUCAUACAGGAAGUGUACGGCUUCAGCGACUCGUUCAGCAGCAGUGACUCUGUGCACGAGCCCCUCCCUCCUCCGGCACUCCCACCCAAACAGAGGCAGCUGGACCCCAACUGCGGCACAGAGGACUCGCUCCAGGAUUCCGUCUCGGACCACAGCAAGGAGACUGAUGACUCGGGCAGCUGGAAGCAGAAGUGCGCAGACUCGGACCUGAGCUCCGAGGAGCUGGAUGAGCUGUCCCUGGUGGAUCAUAAUGAGAUCAUGGCUCGCAUCACACUCAAGCAAGAGAACGAUGAUGGACCAGAUGUCCGAGCAGGAUCGGGGGACAUUUUAUUAGUUCAUGCAACAGAAACGGAUCGCAAAGAUCUGGUUUUAUACUGUGAAGCCUUCCUGACGACGUACAGGACGUUUCUAACCCCAGAGGACCUCAUUAAGAAGCUCCACUAUAGGUAUACUAGAUUUUCUCACAGUUCCGACAACAUUAAGAAGCGAGUCAGCAAAAACACCUUCUUUGUGCUGGUGCGUGUUGUGGAUGAGCUUUGUUUGGUGGAGCUGACAGAAGACAUUCUGAAGCACCUGAUGGACCUGGUGGUCAGUCUCGUGUGUAGCGGGGAGCUCAGUCUGGCCCGCGUCCUUCGUAAGAACGUUCUAGAUAAAGUAGAGCAGAAGAAGCUGCUGAGCUACACUAACUCGAUGAAGACUCUAGCUGCCCGUAGCGUCGCCGCCAGGCCUGGUACUCUUCAUGACUUCCGUAGCCAUGAGAUCGCAGACCAGCUUACUCUCCUGGACGCAGAGCUGUUCUACAAAAUAGAGAUCCCUGAAGUUCUGCUGUGGGCAAAAGAGCAGAACGAAGAGAAGAGCCCGAACCUCACCCAGUUCACAGAACACUUCAAUAACAUGUCUUACUGGGUGCGUUCUUUAAUAAUCCAGCAGGAAAAAGCCCAAGACCGAGAGAAACUCCUGCUCAAGUUUAUCAAAAUCAUGAAGCACUUACGGAAACUUAAUAACUUUAACUCCUACUUGGCAAUACUGUCGGCUCUGGAUUCAGCACCUAUUCGGAGACUGGAGUGGCAGAAGCAAACCUCAGAGGGUCUGGAGGAGUACUGCACUUUAAUCGAUAGCUCCUCGUCAUUCCGGGCCUACAGAGCAGCCUUGGCAGACGUCGAGCCUCCCUGUAUACCGUACCUGGGUCUCAUCCUUCAGGACUUAACUUUUGUGCACCUCGGGAAUCCGGACUUCAUCGAAGGGAAGGUGAACUUUUCGAAACGCUGGCAGCAGUUCAACAUCCUUGACAGUAUGCGGCGCUUCCAGCAAGUACAUUAUGAUCUCAAACACAACGAUGACAUCGUGUCCUUCUUCAACGACUUCAGUGACCAUCUUGCUGAGGAAGCUUUGUGGGAGCUCUCUCUCAAGAUAAAGCCACGGAACAUCACACGCCGCAAAACAGAGCGCGAGGAAAAGACGUAGGGCUUCGCUCUCCAGCAGAACUCUGUUAAAGUGGACACGCGAGAAGCAGCAUUUAAGGAGCGACCAUGACGGCAGCUAUGAGACUUGGGAACCGUACGACAUUUUCACAAGUUUACAGGAGUUUUGGGAGUGCACUGCGUCUUGACCUGUGAAUAUGCGAGGGAGAGUGCAGAACGCGGUGGAGGGGGUCAGUAAGGCCGUAUUAUCUGGACACAUGGCUCGACACACCUCCAGCCUGUGAUGUAAUUCCUGAGGAGGAGAAGAAUGGCUUUUUAUAAUUAAAAAAAAAAAUGCACAUAAACGAGUUUACGACGGACUUUAGAAGGAUUGUUGUGUCCCUAUUUUAGCAGCUUGCAUCAUUUGGCAUUAGGUCUUGGUAUCUAUAGACAGCUGAUAUAAACGAUUGGCAUGAUUUGAAAUUUCAACAGACUUGGCACUUUACAUCCAUGUACAAGCGUACACACACUUUCGCUCACGUUGCCCCGUUGAGACGAUGUAACUUCUUCUUGAACGGGUUUACCCAGUGCGAGUUGGACUGCUAACACUGUACUCGUGUCCCAUUUUAGGACUAACUAGUCGUUCGUUCUGAAUAAUAAAAAUGUAUGUACGCUGACUGUGAUGCACGCUGUCUGGAAACAAAAGGCUUCACACCACUUCACAUCAAGUCUUCCAGUUGUAUUUAUUUUUUUUUUAUGUCUACUUUUCAGAGAAAUAUAUCAUGUUGUCUUGUGAAUUGUAUAGUUGUGUGUGUAUUAGUCGUUGCAAAUACACUCUUCAGGUUUGAUUGUUUGUACAAAGUCAUUCAGAAAGAACGGUUGAGGCGUGUACGAGUCUUUUAUCUCUCUGUACGAUGGUUACGAUCCUGUCUAUUACAGUGUGCGUUCAUAACCUGAUACCAAGUGCCUAAAGCUGUUCAAAUGGUGCGGUGAUUUGUCAUUUUACUUGUGUAAUUUUUUUUUUUUAUGUUAAACAUUUUACACAGACACUUUCGGAGAAGCUGAUCGUAUUCUCUGCAUUUCAGCAGCGUGAAAAGUGUUCACGUGUGCACUUGAAACUGUUGGAACAAAAAGAUAACGGUUAUGAAAAGCUGUUACAUCAAGUACAGCCCUGUAUAGAAGACUGAAGGCGUUCUCGGAAGGUGGCGUGGGCCUUGUGAAUACUGGAAGGAGUCAUUUGUUAAAAGGAUUGAUGUGGAAUUAAAGUUCUAGUCAGCAAUCA